This is a messenger RNA of Olea europaea var. sylvestris, 1481 nucleotides long. Its product is annotated as 26S proteasome non-ATPase regulatory subunit 13 homolog A-like. Gene Ontology annotation, biological process: ubiquitin-dependent protein catabolic process. Bases 105 to 1265 code for a protein of 386 amino acids. NCBI's taxonomy places the organism in Eukaryota, Viridiplantae, Streptophyta, Magnoliopsida, Lamiales, Oleaceae. Gene Ontology annotation, molecular function: structural molecule activity. The record is from RefSeq and is a predicted model, not a curated record. Gene Ontology annotation, cellular component: proteasome regulatory particle, lid subcomplex; nucleus; cytosol. The transcript has 6 exons.
CUACCCCGACUCUUUCCCCCUUCUAUCUACAGUUGAGUAGGUAGUCCUCCAUUACUUUGUAGCAUAUAUCGGAUUCUGAGCACAAAAUCGUAGUGGAAGAAGCGAUGGCGGCUCUACAGUAUCUGGACAUCCUGCGGAGUACUCACCCUGAGCUCUCUGAGUGGUACAACACGCUUGCAGAUCUCUACCAGCGCAAACUCUGGCACCAGCUCACCCUCAAGCUGGAAAAGUUUGUCGCCCUCGCCGUCUUUCAGGCCGGUGAUGCUCUGAUACAGUUGUACCACAAUUUCAUAACUGACUUCGAGACAAAGAUCAAUCUCCUCAAGCUUGCUCAUUUUGCUGUCAUAGUUUCUCGGCAGUAUUCGGAGAAAGAGGCUGCCAUAAAUUAUCUUGAAGGAGUGAUUGAAAAGCUUUGUAAUACUAAAGAGAUGCGCGUAGAGGAGCCUAUUCUUUAUAUCAAGAUGCAGAUUGCUAGUUUUAAGCUUGAGCAAGGAGAUCAGAAAGAGUGCAAGAAACUCUUAGAGAAUGGGAAGACUACACUUGAUAGCAUGACUGACAUUGACCCUUCUGUGUAUGCUAGCUACUAUUGGGUUUCAUCUCAAUUUCAUAAAUCUCGUCAAGAAUUUGCAGAGUUCUAUAAAAGCUCUCUUCUUUAUUUGGCUUACACUUCCGUGAAGUCUCUAUCAGAAUCAUUUAAGCUGGAUUUGGCAUUUAAUUUGUCCCUAUCUGCAUUGUUGGGGGAAAACAUUUACAACUUUGGAGAACUCCUUGCACAUCCAAUUGUAAAAAGCCUCAUAGGGACUAAGGUAGAAUGGCUAUACUAUAUUCUGGAAGCAUUCAACUCUGGCGACUUGGUUCGUUAUCAAGAAUUGUGCCAGGUUCAUAGAGCUGCUCUGAGCUCCCAACCAGCAUUAGUGCAGAAUGAGAAAAACCUACUGGAGAAAAUUAACAUUCUCUGCUUGAUGGAGACUAUCUUCAGUCGUCCAUCAGAAGAUAGAACUAUUGCAUUAAGUGUCAUAGCUGAAGGGACAAAACUUACUGUAGAAGACGUGGAGCAUCUUCUUAUGAAGAGCCUUUCAGUGCAUCUAAUCGAAGGAAUUAUUGAUCAGGUUGAGGGAACGGUUUACGUUUCCUGGGUUCAACCCAGAGUUUUGGGGAUUCCUCAGAUCAAGUCAUUACGUGGCCGUCUGGACAAUUGGAUGGAUAAAGUUCACACCGCCUUACUAUCUGUUGAGGCAGAAACCCCUGAUUUAGUCGCAGCAUAAUUUUAGUUCCGCUCCUGGCCAGAACAUCACGUGUUCUAUCAAAAAGGAGAGAUGGGAAAAUUUAAGAUUCUUUGGUGCUUAAUUACAUAUAUGCUUGCAUUAUCAAUUUUUAUUUUGGGAAAGUAGCAACACAUUUCUCUUGUAACAUUCAAAUUGUGCCAUACUUGUCUUUUCUACUCACAGAACUGUUUUUACAAAUUAUUGAAUUUUUUUUUU